This is a messenger RNA of Trichoderma reesei QM6a, 390 nucleotides long. RefSeq lists its product as uncharacterized. Bases 1 to 390 code for a protein of 129 amino acids. The record is from RefSeq and is a predicted model, not a curated record. NCBI's taxonomy places the organism in Eukaryota, Fungi, Ascomycota, Sordariomycetes, Hypocreales, Hypocreaceae. The transcript has 3 exons.
AUGAAGUGCAUUCACGGACAAAGUACGAUGUACAACGCCUCAGCCCAGCUCCGUCUUAUCACCAAUAUUCAUGUCAGCUCGUUCCAACCCACACCAUACAGUGAGAGGCGUGGUUGCCAUAAGAAGCGAGACUACGGGCAUCUUCAUCGACGCAGGCAUUCCCUUCAUGCUCUGGUAGACUCACAUCGUCGAGGCAAGGAAAAGCAGGCUCCCAGCGGCACCCUCUUUCCAAUCAUGCUGCUCGCUGCUGGCUUUUGGCUUUCGAACGCAACCGAGCUGCUCAUGGGAUGCACCCUGCUCGGUUCGGAAGGGCGGGUAGCAUUCCACGUGUCCGAAGUCAUCACGAAAUGGCCCGGAACCCCUCAGAGUGUUUCUGUACCCGCGUGCUGA